ACAGAUAAUAGAAACUUUAUUAUCAUUGUCUCCGAAAGUUGGAAUAUUAGAGUGAAACCACAAUGAAUUCUGAUUUGUGCAACAAUUUCUUUUUAUUCCGUUAAAGUAGAGCUUUAAAAGUCCCAGCCAAUAUUUAUGCUGAGUUAAUGUAAAGUUCGCAGCUGCGGGAUUCCCAUGUUUUUAGGGGGCGUGAACGCACCGCUUCCCAUUGACCUGGCAAUCCCUUUCCGGUAUAUGAGGUCAACUUUUCCCUCGAUCCGCCAUUUCAGUCCCGGAGACUGCUGUCGCUCGGUAGUUUCUGUGUUUUGAUAAGCAGAAACCGGCGGUUCUGUUUGGUUCCGAAGAACUUUAACCGCAGGAAGUCGAGGCUUUGCUGCGUUUGUUUGCCAGCGCCAGCGUCCGGAAACAGAAGUUGUAUGAGUUACGGGGAAAACGGGGUUCUGUCCUGAAAGCUCGGACCGGACUCCGCUGCCAUGGCCGGUCAUUUUGACGCCGAGGACCGGGAUAGCUGGUACUGGGGCCGCCUGAGCCGGCAGGAAGCGGUGUCCCUGCUGCAGGGACAGAAGCACGGAGUCUUCCUGGUCCGGGACUCGUCCUCCAUCCCCGGAGACUACGUCCUCUCCGUGUCCGAGAACUCCAAAGUUUCCCACUACAUUAUCAACGACAUAAGCAACAGGAUGAGACCUGGAUCAGGUGUGGAGACCAAUCGGUUCCAGAUCGGGGAGGAGUCGUUCCCGGAGUUGCCCGCUCUGCUGGAGUUCUACAAGGUCCACUACCUGGACACCACCACGCUGUGUGAGCCGGUUGAGAAGUCCAGGAGCGCUCCGGCCCCGCCCGCCACCCCCCAGCAGACCAAGGAGCAGGAGUUUGUCCGGGCGGUCUUUAACUUCCCUGGCAACGAUGACGAGGACCUGCCGUUCAAGGUGGGAGACGUGCUGCGCAUCCUGGACAAGCCCGAGGACCAGUGGUGGAGCGCCGCCAGCCAGGACGGACGCAUCGGGAUGAUCCCCGUCCCCUACGUGGAGAAGUACCGGCCCAGCUCGCCCGGCGGCGGUGGCGGGGCCCCUCAGGGAAACCCGCAGGGCGACCCCGGCCUGUACGCCCAGCCCCAGCCCAUGGUCAAUGCCCAGCUGCCCAACCUGCAGGACGGCCCUGUGUACGCCCGCGCCGUCCAGAAGAGGGUCCCCAACGCCUACGACAAGACGGCGCUAGCCCUGGAGGUGGGGGACACGGUGAAGGUGACGAAGAUCAAUGUGAACGGCCAGUGGGAGGGCGAGUGCAACGGGAAGCACGGCCACUUCCCCUUCACCCACGUCCGGCUGCUGGACGACAGCGAGAGCUGAGCAGAAACGGGCCGACCGGGCCGGGAGGAAGCUCGCCCACCGUCCGAUCUGGAUCGGGACCGGCCGGCGGGAGGCGAGUGGGCCAGCCUUCCUGUUGUCUUUGUGGCGGACAGGUUUGAGCCUGGGGUCGGACCGGGGUCGCCUGUUUUCCCCCUUCAUCCCAGUUUCAGCUGCUGAAUGGAAAACCAGCCGCAGGAUGAAUCGCGCCUCAUUUUAUUUGAAUUAAUGGUGGGUUUUUUACGACUUUAAUAUUUAUUACCAUGGUGCAGAUAAUUCUGGAACGUCGGAUCAGUAAAGGUGAUGUUUGUAAAAUGAACGUAUUAUUAAUAUUAUGGGUGUCUUUUUGUACUCUUGAUUUUUUUACUAUUAUUAUUUUUGGACCAAACAUCUGCUCAGAAGCUUCCAGAAGUUGGCUUCUGGUUCUGUGGCGGCCAUCUUGAAACUAAAUACUUUCUUCUUAUUUUGAACAUUUUCUGCUCUUUUUGACCACAGAAAUACGGAAAAAAAUAUUAAAGUUUUUAUUCAACUAAAUGUAUCACAUUUAACAACAGGGGUUAAAGGUCAAGGCGUUCUGGUUUCUGUGGUGGAAGGGAACCUUCAGAAAGCGGUUUCCUUGUUUGUGAUAAAACGGUGUGAUGCAUCAGUAAGAGGAUCAUCCCAUAUCAUGAUGCCUCCACCGCCGUGCCUUGGUUCUGCUGGUCUCGGAUGGAGCGGAUCUGUGUCUCGUUUUGAGUCGAGAUCAGCGGGUCGCUCACCCACAGUGAGACGGUUUAGAAAUGUGAACUUUUUCCCAGUUUUUGUUUAUUUCCUUUAACUUCCUGUGAAGCGUGUUGACGUCCUGCUGACCUGAGGAUGAAACUGAUCUGAAGCCAGAGGAGGGUCAGUUUCUGGGUGCAAACAUUUUUAAAAAUCCACAUCCACAAAUUAACACAUUUUAAAUUAUUAAACUUACAAGUCAGGUUUUUUUUAACAGUCAUUCUUAUAUUGUAGAUUUGUAAUAGUACAAUAACCCCUACUCUUCAAACUGUUAUUUUAAUGUUUGAAUUUUAAUAUUUUCUCUGGUGAUAAAACCAUUUUUGUUUGUUGUUUUUUUUUUACUUUAUUGUUUUUUUUCUUUAAGCAGAAGAACAAAAUUUUAUGACUUGAAAAACUUUUUUAACAAACAUCCAUGUUUUAUUAGGCUAGAGAUCAAACUUUCUGGUGUUGAUAGUACUUGUCAUUUGUUCUCUCCCUGACGCUAGAUUAACCCCUGAACUCCUGAAUCCACAGAUGCAUCCACAGGGUUUCUCCGUCUGCCUUAAAAAUAUCCAACACAUUUUGUUGGGACUCAUAUAAAACUGACCUCUCAGUCUUAUACGAACAAAUUUAUGCUGUUUUUAUUGCGUUUUAUAUAUUAAAAACACCAACGCUGUAUUGAUGGAUUUCUUCCCCUGUCUUGAGUUUACAGUCUUUUUCUUUCCAGUUUCUUUUCAGUCUUGGAGUAAAAUGUAAAACAAAAAAAAAAGUUAUUUUGUACACUACAAUAAAACCAUGUUUUAUUACAACGAAAAUCACAGCCAGUUUGUACAACACUGCAUAUACUGUAUUAAUAAAUACAUAAAUAUAUGAAAUAUUUCUGA
Molecule: messenger RNA, 2962 nt
Organism: Poecilia latipinna (sailfin molly)
Lineage: Eukaryota; Metazoa; Chordata; Actinopteri; Cyprinodontiformes; Poeciliidae
Product: adapter molecule crk-like
Exons: 3
Coding region: 474-1343 (289 amino acids)
Biological process (GO): enzyme-linked receptor protein signaling pathway; cell migration
Cellular component (GO): cytoplasm
Molecular function (GO): signaling adaptor activity; receptor tyrosine kinase binding
Source: RefSeq, a predicted model, not a curated record